CGCUUCAGAUGCGGGCGACUGCAGCACUCAAAGCGGGCGUGAGAUCUGCCGAGGACCGGCGUCGCGUUUCUGGGAUUCAUCGGGAAGCGUUCGCGCACUUUGACUUGCGGUUGAAAGUCACGGUUCUAGUGGAUGAGUUGUCAAGUUGUGGGCGUUAAACUUUCUUGUACGAACUUUCUCGCCCCGCGGUUCACUCGCACCGAUGUUAGCGGUCGGGCAGAUGGAUGGUAACCGGCAGAGUGCGUUCGUUCUGGGCAGCACUCCUCUGGCUGCGCUGCACAACAUGACCGAGAUGAAGACGUCUUUAUUCCCGUACGCCCUGCAGAACCCCGCGGGCUUCAAGGCUCCUUCCUUCAGCAACCUGAGCUCUCAGAUCCCGCUGGGAACACCGCAUGGAAUUAGCGAUAUUUUGGGGAGACCCAUCACCUCUGCGGGACAGCUGCUCUCGGGCUUCCCUCGGAUCAAUGGACUCACUUCAGCGGGGAUGUACUUCAACCCUGCGGCGGUGUCUCGGUACCCCAAACCGCUGACGGAGCUGCACGGGAGGGCGCCCAUAUUUUGGCCCGGGAUGAUGCAGGGCUCACCCUGGAGAGACCCGAGGGUUCCCUGUCCGGCACAGGCAAAUAUGAUGCUGGACAAUGAUGGAAAGAAGAAACACUCCAGACCAACUUUUUCGGGCCAGCAGAUCUUCGCCCUGGAGAAAACCUUCGAGCAGACCAAGUAUCUGGCCGGACCGGAGCGAGCUCGCCUCGCGUAUUCUCUGGGAAUGACCGAGAGCCAAGUCAAGGUUUGGUUUCAGAACAGAAGAACCAAAUGGCGCAAGAGACACGCGGCAGAGAUGGCCACAGCGAAGAAGAAGCACGACUCCGAGACAGAGAAGAUGAAGGAGAGCUCAGAGAACGAGGAGGAUGAUGAAUAUAACAAACCUCUGGACCCGAACUCCGACGAGGAGAAAAUCACGAGACUGUUGAAGAAGCACAAGACGAGUAACCUGUCCCUCAUCAGCCCCUGCAGCAACAGCUCGGACACUUUGUGAUGAAACCGAGCUAAAGACUCUUCAUCAUCAUCAUCUUCGUCAUCUGCUUCAGAGUCUUCUGCAGAACCGAGGCAGAAUCAAGCAGGGUAUAAACACAGUUCACGCUUCGCUCUGAACGCGGUUGUACAGUUAGAAGUGGACGUGAAGUGUGUAUAUAUAUAUUUUUUACUGAGUAAAUUAUGUUAUUAAAGCAUCACGGAGACGUGCCAACUUCCCUUUCAUCAUCAUCAUCAU
This is a messenger RNA of Carassius carassius (crucian carp), 1270 nucleotides long. RefSeq names its product NK6 homeobox 2 (gene nkx6-2). Gene Ontology annotation, biological process: cell differentiation; regulation of transcription by RNA polymerase II. Gene Ontology annotation, molecular function: RNA polymerase II cis-regulatory region sequence-specific DNA binding; DNA-binding transcription factor activity, RNA polymerase II-specific. The transcript has 3 exons. Lineage: Eukaryota; Metazoa; Chordata; Actinopteri; Cypriniformes; Cyprinidae. The coding region runs from base 203 to 1036 and encodes 277 amino acids. Gene Ontology annotation, cellular component: nucleus. The record is from RefSeq and is a predicted model, not a curated record.